AUGGCUCGAGAGGAACCUCCCCUACCUGCCCGUGUCGGCCAAGACGCAGCUAGCCAUGGCUCUGCUCGACCACCUGCCGACCUCUGUCGUGGCCAGAUCGCCGAACGGCUACAUCCUCGCCUAUACAUCAACUUUAUCCAAUACCUCCCGCCCGAGGUGUGCCUUAAGAUCCUCGGAUACCUCGACCCCGUUUCUUUGCUCGGCGUUGCCCAAUCGUGCCGCGAGUGGUACAGCCUGGCACUGGACCGGAAGCUUUGGGAGAAAUUAUACCACAUGGAAGGCUGGCAGGCGCUGUAUCCUGAGAUUCGCGCUUGGGAAGACAGGAUGAACGAGAACGCCAAGAGCAUGAGCUCUUCCGUCAGCUCACACCACCAUGUGGUCGUGUCUGAAGACGGCCACACCUGUAAGAAGCGUGGCAUCUCAGAGGACGAUGAUCAGGAAAUGGUUGACGCGGACCGUUUGCCGAGGCCCGAAGGCGCUUUUGCGGGCGCUGGUGGCAGUAUAUUUGGCACCCCCGGAUCAGUCCCCACGCUGUCUUCAAGCAGCCGCGGCGACAUGGAUGUGGAUGCGUCAAGAUCAUCUUCUAAAAGCGGAGGGGUUGGCCACAGCCCUGCCCGCGAUGUUAAAGGAAAGGGCAGGGCAGUUGAUUCGGUGGAUGAUCUAUCCCGCGACACAACACCUACGCCACCUUCUUUUCUCUCAAAGCCGUCUCUCUGGUCAUGGGACCCUUCCCAGAGUCGAUACAAGUUGAACUGGAAGCAUGUCUACACGCUGCGACGGAAACUGGAGGCCAACUGGGAGCAGGGGAAGUUCACAAACUUUCAGCUCCCUCGCCCCGACCAUCCAGAGGAGGGGCACCAGGAGUGCAUCUACACACUGCAGUUUGACGCGCACUACCUUGUCAGCGGCAGUCGCGAUCGGACGAUUCGCAUAUGGAAGAUGAGUACGCGGCGCUUGCUACGGGCUCCGCUCAAGGGACACGAAGGUUCGGUUCUGUGCUUACAGUUCGAUGCCGAUCCCGAGGAAGAUCUCAUUGUUUCGGGGAGUAGUGACUCCAAUGUUAUCCUCUGGCGCUUCUCGACUGGCGAGAUCAUUCAACGUUUGACUAAGGCGCACUCUGAGUCUGUUCUCAACGUCAAGUUUGACAAGAGGAUUCUUGUAACCUGCUCCAAGGACAAGUCUAUCAAGAUCUUCAACAGGAGGCCGCUCAAGUAUGGCGAUUUGGGAUACCCUAAUGGGGUGAAUCCUGUGCCUAUUCGCAUUCGAGACAACAGGUACGGCAAUCCUACUGACGACCUACCCAUCAUCGCCCCGUACACCAUGAUAGGCCGUCUCGAUGGCCAUGGUGCAGCUGUCAAUGCUGUGCAAAUUCACGGAAACGAGGUUGUCUCCGCAAGUGGUGACAGGAACAUCAAAGUGUGGGACUGGGCGAAACAGGUCUGCACCAGAACCGUCGUCGGUCACACCAAGGGCAUUGCAUGUGUGCAGUACGAUGGGCGCCGAAUCGUGAGCGGCAGCAGCGACAACGAGGUCAAGGUUUUCGAUUGUUUGACCGGCCUAGAAGUGGCCAGCCUUCGGGCUCACAGCCACCUGGUCAGGACCGUGCAGGCGGGGUUCGGUGACCUGCCCUACAGUGAGAUCGAGGACAAAGCCGAGGCCAAGAAGAUUGACGAGCAGUAUUUCAAAGCCCUUGAGUCCGGGGCAAUUGAGGCGCCUGUAGGCCCAGGGUCUCACCGCACGCGGCCCCGUAACGCAGGCAGCAGUCGGCCCGAAGACAUCACAGCAUACGGAGCCACCUUGCCCCCCGGGGGCGGCGGCGGCAAAUACGCUCGUAUCGUUUCGGGCUCAUACGACCAGAAGAUCAUCAUCUGGCGGCGUCUGAAAGAAGGGGAAUGGGUGGUGCUUCAUCGUCUGCGUCAAGAAGAGGCCGCUGAAGCUGCACAAAGCUGGGCGGCAGCCUCCGGCUCUAUCCCCGUGCCAGCGCCGGCCUCUACAGUACCCGUACCGGCGGCAGUGCCCCCACCAGCGCACCCACCAGCACCGAUACUUGCCAACUUCAGUUCGCACCAGCCCUUUCCACCGAGGGCCUCCACUCCAGGGUCUGCUGCUCCGCCUCAGGCCGGCACGGCGCAGAGUCAGAAUACGCCCUCAAGGACAACGGUCGAGACUCCGAUUAUCGCAACAAUCACACCCGAAUCCGCGUCAUCUUAUAUGGCCAUGAUCGACAUGGUCGUGCCGCAAGGGGCUCAGGCGCUGCAUCAAGCCCUGGCAAAUUACCCUACCAUGUUGGUAUACCACACGCACAUACAAGCUGCUAUCACAAGGGAGCCGUCACCAGUCACUCGAACAAACAUGCGACAAGUCGUUGCACAGGCUCUACAUCAGACGCAGGAGGCCCAGGCGCGCACACGCUUAGCUUCCGUCCAGAACAUGACAGGCCAACUGAUGACACCCACUUUGCCCCCACUUGCUUCUCUCGCAGGCACAUCUUCGUCGACAUCAGUCCAGGCAGUAGCUGGCUCUUCGACUGCGAGUACAUCAGCCGCAGCGCCAAGCCGUAGCAGCAGUCGUCCUUUUGACCCUGCGCGACACCUGGAGAGGCACUCUGAACCACCUCAGGGCGCAAUGGCCACGGCGCAGAAUGCUGGGCGAGCCCCCUCUUCACAACUCAGCUACCCACCCCCACCGCAGCAAGUACAGGGUCACCUUCACAUUCAGGGACAUGGAGCACCGCCCCAAGCUCACCAGCAACAUCCCGGCCCACCUUCAGCUCCCGUUCAGCAUCACUCCACUCCAGUUCCACAGGCGCAUACUCAUGCACAGGCUGCCCAGGAUCAACCAACGCAACCGCAGACACAGCCAGUACUUCCGCAACCGACCGCCCCGCCGGCAAACAACCCGCAGCAGGCGGCAGACCCCCAGGCCCCGCACCACCCCCACAUUCAUGCGACAGAAGGCAGCCCGGCGCGGGUGUUCAAGCUGCAGUUUGACGCUCGUCGCAUCAUCUGCUGCAGUCAGACGAGUGUGAUUGUUGGAUGGGACUUCUGCAAUGGGGACGCAGAGCUGGAGGAAGUAUCACGCAUGUUCGGGACGAUUGAAUGAGGUGGCGAGCGUUCGUUAAGUGU
Messenger RNA from Verticillium alfalfae VaMs.102, 3125 nucleotides. Its product is annotated as F-box/WD repeat-containing protein 1A. Lineage: Eukaryota; Fungi; Ascomycota; Sordariomycetes; Glomerellales; Plectosphaerellaceae. Bases 1 to 3102 code for a protein of 1033 amino acids. The record is from RefSeq and is a predicted model, not a curated record. The transcript has a single exon. Gene Ontology annotation, molecular function: protein binding.